Geodia barretti is the source of this 246-nucleotide messenger RNA. The record is from the annotation of a GenBank genome assembly. NCBI's taxonomy places the organism in Eukaryota, Metazoa, Porifera, Demospongiae, Tetractinellida, Geodiidae.
CACGCGUACCGCAUCAGCUGUUGCUACGUUCCGCCAUCCUGCAACUCACCGGAGAGUCCCGUCACCGGCUACCCUGUGUCUUCCAAAAUGAGCUCUGUAUUGUGUGAGGGCAUCUACUCCUACUUCGCCUCCACAUACGGCACCAAGACCGCUGCCACCAGGAGAGCGAAGAAAAGACCACCCCACCGCAGGGCUCUCAAGGAGGUUGAGAGACAGAAGGACGCCAAGAGGGAGUUGCGUUUGGCG